This is a messenger RNA of Amphibalanus amphitrite, 11644 nucleotides long. It is a transcript of the gene CadN, whose product is annotated as neural-cadherin-like. Bases 166 to 9099 code for a protein of 2977 amino acids. Gene Ontology annotation, biological process: multicellular organism development; homophilic cell-cell adhesion; cell-cell junction assembly. The record is from RefSeq and is a predicted model, not a curated record. NCBI's taxonomy places the organism in Eukaryota, Metazoa, Arthropoda, Thecostraca, Balanomorpha, Balanidae. Gene Ontology annotation, cellular component: adherens junction; plasma membrane; catenin complex. The transcript has 43 exons. Gene Ontology annotation, molecular function: calcium ion binding; cadherin binding.
GUGACCGUGUGAGGUGGGCUGUGUCAGUGGUGCUCCGCAUAGAAGAGGGAUUUCGAGUGAAUCUGCAAGAACAUUCGAGGUUUUACAAUGCCCUGCUGAAGUCACCGUCGUGAUCCCCAGCGCCGGACCGUUUCUCCGGCCCGAGGAGCGACCCUGCGCGCCGUGAUGGCGGCCUCGCGUGGCCGAGCCAUGGCGCCGCCUCUGCCGCUGUUGUUACUGUCCGUCGUUCUCGGCGGCGCGGCGCUGUGGCCGCCGGCGGCCGCAUCGGCCGUGCUGGAGGAGCCGCCGCAGCCGGUGCGGCGUCUGAACGCGCCGGCCGACGCUCCGGUGGGACACAUAGUGACGACUCUGGGCUCUGGCGCGGUGCUGCUGCCCUCAGAGUACAGUGAGCGGUUCGCGAUGGUCACCGGCGGCCGGCUGAUGACCGUGCUGCCGCUCCAGGACCUGGCCGGCGCGCGUGUGCCGCUGCAGGCCGAGCGCGGCGGCGAGCUGGUGCCGCUGGAGGUGCGAGUGCGCCCGCCCGGCGGUCCGCUCCACUGCGACCAUGAACUCUACGAGGCGCACGUGUUUGAGAACGAGCCGGCCGGCGCGGACGUGGAGGGUGCCGGCGCCAUCGUGGCAGGUGGCGGCGCCGCCCCGGAGGCCCGGUACAGCCUGAUAGCCGGAGACCCGGACGACCUGUUCCGGCUGGAGCCGCGGCGGGGCGCGGCGACCGGCGUGCGCCUGGUGACGGCCGCGCCGCUCGACCGCGAGCAGCGCGCGCGCCACGAGAUCACCAUCGAGCUGGCCGCAGCCGACGAGCGCGCCGCCUGCCACGUGCUCGUGCACGUGAUCGACCGCAACGACAACGUGCCCGUGCUGGCGCGCGAGCUGUUCACCUUCGCGGCGCCGCUGUCGACGCCGCACAUGGCCGAGGUGGGCCGGCUGGAGGCGGCUGACGCUGACGGCGAUCGGAUCAGCUUCCAGCUGGCGGCGCCCAGCGAGGUGUUCGUCGUGGAGCCGCUGACCGGCAGGAUCCUGCUGGCCGGCGCGCCGCGCGCCAAGGCCUACGAACUCCUCGUGUCGGCCAGCGACGUGCGAGACGGCCGUCGGUACCAUACCAGCGCCCCGGCCCGCGUGCACGUCGAGUUCGGCCUGACGCCCGAUGAGGGUGAGAAGGCCGACGUCUCGGCAGCCGAUGACGAGCACCGGAUCGCCAAGCGCCGCGUGCGCCGCGCCGUGCGUCCCACCAAACGGCUCGAGUUCCGCGAGAAGGACGGCAACCAGGUGGGCAAGGAGAUGUUCAUCCUGACCAAGGAGGUUGAGUCGGAGACGUUCAAGAUUCGCGACGAGAACCCGUGGGUGACGGUCGAGCCGAACGGCCAGGUCAAGGUGAAGAAGAAGUGGGACUACGAGGAGCUCGGCCCGGAGAAGAGUAUCGAUUUCUGGGUGACGGUGAAGAACACGCGCAGCCGCUCCUCCGGACCCGGCUACACGGGAGGAACCUACCAGGACAACCAGCGCAUCAUCAUCCGCGUGGAGGACGACAACGACGAGAACCCCUACUUCAUCAACCGGCCGCUGCCGAUGCAGGCGGUGGUGAAGCUGAACGCGCCGCCCAACACGCCCAUCUUCACACUGCAGGCGCGCGACCCGGACACGGACCACAACAUCCACUACUUCCUGGUCAAGGACCGCACCGGCGGCCGGUUCCAGGUGGACGAGCGGUCGGGCGUGGUGCGCACACGCGGCUCGGAGCCCUUCCAGUUGGACAUGGAAUACUUCCUGUACGUGCGAGCAGAGGACCAAGGCGGACGGGACGCCAUGGGCAGGUUCCAGUCCACAGAGGAGGAGCGGCUGAGCAUCGUCGGCGGCAAACGGCAGCCCCAGUUCUACAUGCCAGGAUAUGAGGCCAAGAUCUUCGAGAAUCACCAGAAAGAUACCGACGUGAUCUCUGUGAAGGCCAAGUCGUUCGCCGACCGCGAGAUCCGCUACACGCUGAAGGCGGAGGGCCAGGGCGCCGGCACGUUCAACAUCGGCCCCACCUCGGGCGUGGUGAAGCUGGCCAAGGAGCUGGACUUUGAGGACGUGCGUCAGCCGCACAUGUACAGCCUGGUGGUGACGGCCACAGAGGACUCGGGAGGAUUCUCCACCAGUGUCGAGCUGACCAUCAAGGUGAUGGAUGUGAACGACAACUCACCCAAGUUUGAGCUGCCCGACUACCAGACGCACAACGUCGAGGAGGACAUCCCGAUCGGCUCCGAGCUGAUCCGCGUCAAGGGCACGGACGCCGACAGCGGCACCAACGCCGACCUCACCUACUCCGUGUCCGACGACCACUUCCGCGUGGACGACAAGGGGGUCAUCUACAACAACCGAGUGCUGGACGCGGACAACAACAACGGGCUCUACCAGUUCCUGGUCACCGCCACCGACAGAGGCGAGCCGGCCAAGACGGGCACCGCCACUGUCCGCGUGUACACCAAAAACAAGAACGACGAGGAGCCGCGCUUCACGCAGCAGGUGUACACGCCCAAUGUGGACGAGAACGCCGGCCCCAACGCGCUCGUCACCACCGUGGUGGCAUCGGACAAGGACGGCGACCGCGUCAAGUACGGCUUCGCCAACGGCGGCAACACCUACGGCCAGUUCAUGAUCGAGCAGAACACGGGUGUUAUACGGCUGAGGAACGGCGCCAUCGAGCUCGACCGGGAUAAAUACGAGGUGAACGUGACGGCCACGGACGACGGCUCAUGCUGUGACGGCGGCGGCCGGACCAUCCACACCAGCACGGCCGUGGUGGUCGUCUUCAUCACGGACGUCAAUGACAAUAAGCCGCUGUUCAAGGACUGCGACAAGUACCACCCCACAGUGGAGGAGUCCGCCUCCAACGGCAGGUUCGUUCUGGAGGUGAAGGCGACGGACGCCGACAAGGGCAUCAACGGCCAGGUCAAGUACAGCAUCGUGCAGCAACCCAACCAGAAGGGAACCAAGUUCACUGUCGACGAGGACACCGGCAAAAUAUACACCAAUAAGGUGUUUGACCGCGAGGGCGACGACGGCAAGUUCGUCUCGGUGACGGUGAAGGCGACGGAUAAGGGCUCGCCGUCGCUGGAGGGCGUCUGCAGCUUCACCGUCGAGAUUCUGGAUGUCAACGAUAACCCGCCGCUCUUCGACAGACAGAAAUACGUCGAGAACGUGAAGCAGGACACACACGUGGGUUUCAACAUCCUGCGCGUGUCGGCGUCGGACGAGGAUGCGGACAACAACGGUGUCAUCGUGUACAACCUGUCGGCACCGCAGAACCCCAGCGACCUGGACUACUUCAGCAUCCAGCCCGACUCCGGAUGGAUCACACUGCAGAAACCACUCGAUCUGCCGCAGUACAGGCUGCGUGUGACCGCCACAGACCUCGGUCGGCCCGAGCGGCUCUCCUCGGAGGCCGAUAUCGUGCUGGACGUCAUCAACCGCGACUCGAACCCGCCCAUCUGGAGCCAGAGUGUGUACGGACCCGUGCACGUCCCAGAGAACGUCGCCGUGGGACAGCGCGUGUAUACGAUGCGCGCCAGCUCUGGGAUCGAGGGCAACCCGACCGUGUUCUACUCUCUGAUCCGGGGAAGCACCCCGCAGACCAACAAACACGACACGUUCUACCUGCAAGAGCGCAGCAAGAACGGCGAGACGUGGGCCGACAUCCAGGUCAACCAGCCGCUCGACUACGAGGACAUCAAGGAGUACAACCUCACCAUUCGGGUCGAGAAUAACGGCGCUCAGCAGUUGGCCUCUGAGGCGACCAUCUACAUCGUGCUGGACGACGUUAACGACGAGAUCCCACUGUUCACGGAGCGGGAGCAGGAGACGGUGCUGGAGGGCGAGCCGCCCGGCACCAAGGUCACGCAGGUGAACGCCAUCGACAAGGACGGCACCUUCCCCAACAAACAGGUCUACUACUCCAUCAUCGACUCACCCCGCAACGAGGGCAAGGACUUUUUCGAGAUCAACGAGCACACGGGCGAGAUAUUCACCAAGAAGACGUUUGAUCGCGAGUACAAGCAGGCGUACGCGCUGGAGGUGGCGGCGCGGGAUGGCGCCCCCUCGUCGCGAACACACUCGGAUGGACAGCCCAACACGGUGACCAAGUUCAUCCGUAUCGGUAUCUCCGACAAGAACGACAACCCGCCCUACUUUGACAAGCGUCUGUACGAGGCCGAGGUGGAUGAGAACGAGGACAUUCAGCACAUAGUGCUCACCGUGGUCGCCAAGGAUAUCGACGAGUCGUCCCGGAUCCGUUACGAGCUGACCCAGGGUAACGUGGGCGGCGCGUUCGGAGUGAAGAACAGCACCGGCGCAAUCUACGUGGCCGGCCCGCUCGACUUUGAGACGCGCAGUCGGUACGAGCUGCGGCUGGUGGCCUCGGACAACCUGAACGAGAACUACACGGACGUGGUGAUCCACGUGCGUGAUGUGAACGACAAUCCGCCGCUGUUCGACAAGCCCAUCUACCAGGCGCAGAUCACUGAGGAGGACGACAGAGGACUGCCCAAACAGAUACUGCAGGUGGCAGCCAAGGACAAGGACGUGGAGCGUCCGGCCGACAUCGUAUACUUCCUCACCGGACAGGGUAUCGACGUGGAUAACCCGAGCAACUCCAUGUUUACCGUCAACAGAACGACCGGGGAGAUCUCCGUCACCAAGCCUCUGGACCGCGACAUGCCGAACGGCCGUCCCCGCUGGCGGUUCACCGUGUUCGCCCAGGACGAGGGCGGCAACGGCCUGGUGGGAUACGCCGAGGUGCAGGUCAACCUCAAGGACAUCAACGACAACGCGCCCGUCUUCCCCAAGGGCGUCUACCGGGGAAAUGUCACUGAGAACGGAACCAAAGAGAUGAUGGUGAUGACGAUGACGGCCGAGGACUACGACGACCCCGAGGAGGGCAACAACGCCAAGCUCGCCUACAGCAUCGAGAAAAAUGUGGUCGACGAGACGCACGGCAAGCCGAUCUUCGCCAUCGAGCCGUCAACGGGCGUGAUCCGUACGAACGUGUGCUGCCUGGACAGGGAGAAGACGCCCGAGUACAGCAUCCAGGUGGUCGCCAUGGACGGAGGCGGGCUCAAAGGCACGGGCACGGCGCUGAUCCACGUGCGGGAUAUCAACGACAUGCCGCCGCGCUUCAGUAAGGCCGUGUGGAACACCACGGUAGACGAGACGGACGGCGACGACCUGCCCGACAAGGCCAUCCUCACCGUGACCGUGCUGGACGAGGACGAGACCAACAAGUUCCACUACAAGGUUCUCGAGGACACGGGCUACGGCGCCGACAAGUUCACCAUGGUCCGCAACAGUGACGACACCGGCUCGCUGAAGAUUGUCCAGCCGCUCGACUACGAGGACAUGAACGACAGGAACGGAUUCUCGUUCACCAUCCAGGUGAACGAUAAAGGCGAGGACCAGGGCGACUCGAGUCACGUGGCCAGGGCGCGCGUGCACGUCAAACUGCGGGAUAUCAACGACAACAGACCCAUCUUCGACCGGCCCAACAUCGAGGUUCACGUCAAGGAGGACGCGCCGGUGGGCCAGCACCUGGAAACGUUCCACGCCAAGGACCCCGACCAGGGCGGCCGCAGCAAGGUAUCCUACGCCAUCGACCGCGAGUCGGACCGCAAGCGUCAGUUCACCAUCAGCGGCCAGGGUAAGGUGUCCAUCCAGCGCGGCCUCGACCGUGAGGAGGUGCCGCGACACCACAUCAAAAUACUGGCCAUCGACGACGGCGUGCCGCCCAAGACGGCCACCGCCACGCUGACGGUGAUCGUGGACGAUGUGAACGACAACGCGCCCACCUUCCUGGAAGAUUACCGGCCGGUGCUGAUGGAGAACGCCGCGCCGCGAGAGGUGGCCGAGGUGAUGGCCGCAGAUGCCGACGACCGGAGCAGUGGCAACGGGCCGCCGUUCACCUUCAAAAUGGACCCCAGAGCCGACGAUACCAUCCGCUCCGGGUUCCGCGUGGAGCACGACUCGACGGGAAACAACGGAGACGGCAUGGCCAUCGUCCGCUCGCUGAAGUCCUUCGACCGAGAGGACAGGAAGGAGUACCACGUGCCGAUUGUGAUCAGGGAUGCCGGCAAGCCGUCGCUAUCUGGUACGUCUACUCUGACUGUCAUCAUCGGCGACCUCAACGACAACAGGAUGUACCCGGGAAGCAAGGAGAUCUUCGUCUACAACUACAAGGGCAUGAACCCGGAAGUGGCGAUCGGCCGUGUGCACGUGACGGAUAAGGACGACUGGGACCUGCCGGACAAGACGUUCUACUGGGAGGGCGCCGAGCACCCCUCCUUCAUACUGGACGAGCACACGGGCACCAUCACGAUGCGCCGGCGCACGCUGGAGGGACGCUACCACCUGCGCUUCCACGUGUUCGACCGCAAACACACCCAGAGGGAUAUUGAUGCCAACGUGACGGUGGUCGUACAGAACCUCCCCGAGGAGGCGGUGCUCAACUCUGGCUCGGUCCGCAUCGCCGGCAUCUCGGACGAGGACUUUAUCCGCGUCUGGGACGAGCGAGAGAAGGCCGUCAAGAAGAGCAAGCUGGAAAAGUUCAGAGAGGUGGUAGCCGGUCUGGUGGGCACGCCGGUCGGCAACGUGGACGUGUUCUCGGUGCAGCUGAAGCAGGAGCGGCCGCCCGUCAUCGACGUACGCUACUCGGCGCACGGCUCGCCCUACUACAAGGCCGUCAUGCUGGACGGCAUGCUGCUCACAAACAGGAUCAAGGUGGAGGAGGAGGUGGGCAUCAACAUCACCAUGAUCAGCAUCGACGAGUGUCUGUACGAGAACGUCAACUGCGAGGGCAGCUGCACCAACAACCUGGUCAUAUCGACCAUCCCCUACCUGGUCAACGCCAAUAAAACAUCACUGGUCGGCGUGCGCACGGAGGUUGUACCGGAGUGUACGUGCAUGGCUCGCAACUUCACUCGCGAGGAGUCGUGCAGCACAAAUGUCUGCCUGAACGGAGGGAAAUGUGUUCAGCAGCGCGAGGGAGGCAUCAAGUGCAUGUGCCGGGCCGGCUACGACGGUCCGCGCUGCCAGCAGACGAGUCGCAGUUUCCGCGGCGACGGCUGGGCCUGGCUGCCGCCGCUGUCACUCUGCGAGGAGACUCACCUCGCUGUGGAGUUUGUGACCCGCAGAAAGGACGGACUGAUCCUGUACAACGGACCGAUCAAACCGCCAGAGGCCGACCAGCCCGUGGUGUCAGACUUCAUCGCGCUGGAGCUGGAGGAGGGUAACCCGCGCCUGCUGCUCGACUUUGGCUCCGGCACCCUGGAGCUGCGCGUGCAGACGGCCGCCGGCCUGGACGACGGCGAGUGGCACCGACUGGACGUGUUCUGGGACCGCGAACGGGUGCGACUGCUGGUCGACCUCUGCGCCGCCGCUCAGGUCGUCGAGAACGACGACGGCCUGGAGCCGGUGUUCCAGGACGGCACGUGUGCGGCGCGCGGCACCAUCCCGCCGUUCAACGAGUACCUGAACGUGAACGCGCCGCUGCAGUUGGGCGGCGUGGCGCACUCGACGUUCGCGCAGCCGGCCUACGGCUGGGAUCACAAGCCCAACGGGAAGCCGUUCGACGGCUGCAUCCGGAACCUGGUGGUUAACAGCGAGAUGUACGACCUGUCGAACCCGGGCCUGAACCGUCACUCGUACCCGGGCUGUCCGCAAGUGGAGACGGUAUGCAGCGGCGCCGACCUGGCCUCGCGCUGCGGCGAGCACGGACGCUGCGUCGGCUCCAUGACGCGGCCCGACUGCGAGUGUAACCCGGGAUGGUCCGGCCCCGCGUGCUCGAUCCCCACCAUCCCUGCCACGUUCAAACCCGAAUCGUACGUGAAGUACGCGCUGAGUUUUCCGCCCAACGACUUCCACACGGACGUACAGCUACGGUUCCGCACGCGGGAGGAUCACGGCGAGCUGUUCCGUGUGUCCGACCAGCACAACCGCGAGUGGUGCAUUCUGGAGAUCAACGACGCACGACUACGCUUCAGGUACAAUCUGAACAUAUUGCACACGGAGGAGCACGAGCUGACGCUGUCGGCGGUGACGGUCAACGACGGUCAGUGGCACGUGGUCAGGGUGACCCGGCACGGCUCGGCCGCCAUCCUGCGCAUGGACGGCGGCGAGGGCCGCAGGUACAACGAGACGAUUCAGUUCACGGGCCACCAGAAGCUACUGGUCGACAAACAGGAGGGCGUCUGGGCCGGCGGGAAGGCCGAGUACACGGGCAUCAAGACGUUCGAGGUCUAUUCCGACUACAAAAACGGCUGCCUGGACGACAUUCGUCUGGAGGGUCGCCAGCUACCGCUGCCGCCGGCUAUGAACGGCACCCAGUGGGGUCAGGCCACGCUGCACCGUAACCUGAAGAUGGACUGUCCGUCCAACGACCCGUGCGCCAACGUCAUCUGUCCCACGCCCUUCUCCUGCAUCGACAUGUGGAAAAAAUACGACUGCGCGUGCGGCGAGUUCAGCGUGGUCACUGCCGACGGAAAGGCGUGCGUGGACCGCAACGAGUGUCUGCUGGACAACCCGUGUCUGAACGGCGGCCUGUGCGUGAACCGCGACCCCGAGUACGAGUGCCGCUGCCGGUCGGGCUUCACGGGCCGGCGCUGCGGCGGCGUGGCCGAGCCGCAGGUGCUCCGGCUGAGCAUGGGCGCGCUGGCAGCCAUCCUCGUCUGUCUGCUCAUCAUCCUCAUCUUGGUGCUGGUGUUUGUGGUGUACAACCGCCAGAAGGAGCGCCAGUACCCCAAACAGGACCCGUACGACGACGUCCGAGAGAACAUCAUCAACUACGACGACGAGGGCGGCGGCGAGGACGACAUGACGGCGUUCGACAUCACGCCCCUGCAGAUCCCCAUCGGGCCCAUGGUCGGAAACGGAAAACCCAUGGCCAAAAUGCCGCACCACUACGGCGGCCAGGCGGGUCCCCACCCGGACGUCGGCUCGUUCAUUGACGAGCACAAGGAGCGAGCCGACACGGAUCCCAGCGCUCCGCCGUACGACGACUUGCGCAACUACGCCUACGAGGGUGGCGGAUCCACGGCCGGCUCGCUGUCGUCGUUAGCUUCAGGCCUCUCCGAGUAGUCUAGGCACCGACGAGAAUGAGCAGGAUUUCGACUAUCUGAACAACUGGGGGCCGCGCUUCUCCAAGCUGGCGGACAUGUACGGCCGCGGCGAGUCGGAGGAGGACGAGGAGCCCUGAGGAGCGCCCUGGAGAGGACUCGGGACCUCUGAGGACUCCUGGGUACUCUCUGGCGACACGCGGUCAGUUUUGAGUCACUGAGCUGCCGGGACUCAUUUCUAUAGCUCGGUGACAGUGAGGGUCCGAGGGACACGAUAGGUUCAUCACUCAAUGUGGACUCAUUACUCUAUGGGAGUCGCCAGCCCGCCGGCGGUUCUGGAGCCCGCUCGGGACUCGGUUAGGAGGGUGACGAGCGCCGUGACAUGCCAUGAGAAGAGUCAUGACGGCCCGCGAGGGCCAGCAUUCCAGACUGCCACUCGGCUGGCCAGAUCUCAGCGGUGUAUCGCGCGCCGGGCCCGCGCGGUGGCCGGCGCGGCCGGCGACAAUGCGCCCUCGGCGCGCUGCCCUCCCUCCCCGCUCCCUGCCUGCCUGCCUGCUGUUUCGCUGUAUGUCGUGUGGGCGCGCGUGUGAGGCGGAGAGCGGUGUGCGAGCGGCCGGUUGGCCCGAGUGUUUUGGUCAGUGAGCGGUCGGGGCGGGCGCCCAGUGUUGCCGUUUUCUACGUUUGAUACGCUGGCCGGCGGCGCCCUCUGCUCAGCGGCUCGUGUCGGCGGCGUGUCUGGCGCGCCGCGCCGCGCCUCGUCUCUCUAUGUGCGCGCUGCGCCGCCGCUGGAUGUGUUUGUUUUUUGGUGCCAACCGCGCGCGCUUUACGCGGAAGGCCGUCGCGCCAGUGGUUCUGUACGAAGGCCAUCGAAUUGCGGGAUCUCAGUGCUGGUGGUGGCUAGCCAUACUCAUCGGAAUCUCGCGCGUGGCCGGGCGCGGUUCACCUAUCGGAAUCUCACGAAAUCAAAGUGUGAGGCGCAUCUAGUCACGGUCGGCCGGCCUCUACCGAAACCCGCAUCGGUGGGGGCGCCCGGCGGCCGGCCCGCGUCUCACGCGCUCUCGAAAGCAAUAGUUGCGUCUCACUCGCCAUAUGAACUCCUGUCAGAAGGACAAUCACGUUUAGUGGCUUUAUGAUUUGCCAGCUCGCGAUUGGGCGGGGCUCAGUUGGUGUUGUUUUUGGAAGGUAUAACUCAUUUGUGAGAUUGUUUUGCCGGCGGUUUUGCGCUGUGGCCGCGGCUGGAUGCCGCGGGUGGACCAUCUUCAUUUGGACGUACAACUUGAGAGGUUAUGUUUUGUUCAUGCCUGUGCUUUCGGUGCUUGCGUUUUUUACAAUUUAUACGUGAUUUGUACGCGAGUGCUCGGUAUGAGGCGACUCUGUAUGGAUAUUCUGUAGGAUAUGUUGUAUGAAGUAGUAAAAAAUUAUGUCUCAAUAGCAUUGCGUUUUACUGUGGUGAUUCUUGAAUUUGACUGAUGAGAAUGAAUUUGGUUGAAUGAUUAUUUUGCACCGAUAGUUUCCAAAAACCAUCAUUUUGUCAGCGCCUACUGGAGAAACUACACGUGCGACCGAGUGCGUGCCACUUUUUGUAAUUACUUCUUCGUUUUAAUUAGGUCGGGUGGCCAUGAGGUCAACAUCGUGGCUUUAACAUCUCAGUAACCCGGCAUACUACCAUCCUACUAAAUUUGCAAAUAUGAUUUAAACACAACCAUGGCGGGUAACCGCCCUCAACGGUCCCGCCCUAUUCAUAAAUCAUUUUCCACUAGCUCGGUUGACAAUGGUCAGACCUCUAUAUUUGUCUCUCGACCUACGCAGACCGCAGUCGAAAGGAAUUCCGGCGAUCCAGUAUUGGAAGGAAAGAAAUUCGGAGCGACAGUACGGAGAAGGAAGCGGUCUGCAGAGGAAAUAUCACAUGAAAAUGUACCGGAGGAUGACGCAGCUACGGAAAAUCGCAUGGCUUCCCUGUCACAGCCCUCCAGCAGUGCAUCGCCUCAGAAUCGCUCCAGACGUUUCGCAGCUCGAAAAGCCCAAACACGGAUCGACUAUGCUGAGAACGUGCGGUCAAAUUCUCGACGGCACCUGGCCGGCUGGCCGCCGGCGGCCUCCUCAAGUGACGGCUGCUGUAGAGGUCGCUACGAUCGCGACCGGCCGCCGGGGGCCACUCGCUCCGGGAGGGGCAGGCGGGGUCGCCCCUCGGGCCAGCUAAGGUCACAGGGGUCAGAGUCGGCCGCGCCCGGAGGUGAUGCAGCAGUGAUCAGUGGCCGAGGAGUGUCACGGGAUAGUAGCUCAGUGAUAUGGAACGGUUAUUAUUGACGGAGGGGAGGGGGCCGUUACGAGCCUGUGGCAGCUCAUAGUUACACGUACUAAUGUAAUUUGUUGUUUUUAUUGAAUAGCUAUUUUGUUUUGUUUUACAAAUUCGCGAUUAGGUUUUUGCGUUAAUGUAGGUAGAGGUGUGUAUGUGAACAGUGUGAAUGACUUAGCUUGUAGGAAUCAUGUACCAUAUAAAUUAGUAUAGAUAGGUAACAGUGGCUAAAAAAUACUCGAGGAAUAAAAAAAUAAAUCCGUCUUAAUCA